This is a messenger RNA of Rana temporaria (common frog), 5205 nucleotides long. It is a transcript of the gene POU3F3, whose product is annotated as POU class 3 homeobox 3. Gene Ontology annotation, biological process: brain development; regulation of transcription by RNA polymerase II. NCBI's taxonomy places the organism in Eukaryota, Metazoa, Chordata, Amphibia, Anura, Ranidae. Gene Ontology annotation, cellular component: nucleus. The transcript has a single exon. The record is from RefSeq and is a predicted model, not a curated record. Bases 579 to 1931 code for a protein of 450 amino acids. Gene Ontology annotation, molecular function: RNA polymerase II cis-regulatory region sequence-specific DNA binding; DNA-binding transcription factor activity, RNA polymerase II-specific.
GAUAGUGUGGUGGUGUGCGCGCUCCGUGCAGGGUAAACAUUCUCCAGUCCCCGCUCAGUGAGGGAGGGACACACAGAGCUGUCAGAGCCUGAGAGAGAGGAGAGAGAGAGAGAGAGGAGAGAGAGGGGGAGGACGAGCAGCGCCUCAGCUCCACCACCAGCCAAGCUAUAAUCCCAACUUCACGCGGAGUUGUCAUUGCGGUCAUAAGGGACCGUCCCCAGUUCUGGAGGGACUGGACUCAGCAGGAGGGACUGGACGCAGGACGCACAGGAGGCGGCGGCAGAGCGCCAUGUCCAGGCAGCGCCCAGCCCGGCAUCCCGCUGCUGCAGGGGAGAGCAGUAACUUUGUGUGAUGCCUCUUCUCCCUCGUGGUGUGGGGAAGUUUGGGAUCUAUCGGACAAGUUGAAUGCCCAGGAGGUGCUAGCGGUAAGCGGUGAGGAGGGUGUGUUUGUUUGCCCCUGGUCGUGGGCUGCUCUUCCAAGGACAAAAGUGCAUCUCAAGGGGGACUCGUUCUCCGGCUGCGGGGGAGGAGAAGAGGAAGCCCCAAACCUGUGGAUAGCAGCGGGCAGGGGGGGAGCCAUGGCCACCACGGCUGCUUCCAACCCCUACCUCCCCAGCAACAGCAUCCUAUCCCCGGGCUCCAUCGUCCACUCGGACUCGGGGGGUGGAGGGGGCAUGCAGCCUGGCAGCGCGGCGGUGACUUCGGUGUCGGGUGGUUACCGGGGGGACCCCACGGUGAAGAUGGUGCAGAGUGACUUUAUGCAGGGGGCCAUGGCGGCCAGUAACGGAGGACACAUGCUGAGCCACGCACACCAGUGGGUCACGGCGCUUCCUCACGCGGCGGCGGCUGCAGCAGCUGCAGCGGCGGCAGCGGCCGAGGCCGGCUCACCUUGGUCCAGCAGCCCGGUGGGGAUGACCGGCAGCCCGCAGCACCCUCAGCAGCAGCAGGAUGUGAAGGGGGGAGCUGGGAGGGACGAACUGCAUCCGGGGGCUGCUUUACAUCACCGACCGCCUCACCUAGGACCCCACCAAGGACAUCAGGGUGGCUGGGGAGCCGCGGCCGCCUCUCACAUCCAGUCCAUGGCCGCCGCAGGGGCUCAGCAGCAACAGCAGCAGCAACAGCAACAGCAGCAGGCGCUUCUCUACUCCCAAUCUGGGGCUUUCACUGUGAACGGUAUGCUGAGCCCACCCCCGGGGAGCCAGAGCCUAGUCCACCCGGGCCUGGUUAGGGGUGACACCCCCGAGCUGGCCGACCACCACCACCAUCAUCACCACCACCAGCAGCAGCAACAUCAGCACCACCAACAGCAGCAGCAGCAACAACAGCAGCAGCACCACGGGGUGAACAGCCAUGAGCCGCACUCCGAUGAGGACACCCCGACCUCGGAUGACCUAGAACAAUUCGCCAAGCAGUUCAAACAGAGAAGGAUCAAACUGGGCUUCACCCAAGCGGACGUGGGCCUUGCCCUGGGCACCCUCUAUGGCAAUGUCUUCUCCCAGACCACCAUCUGUAGGUUUGAAGCUCUUCAGCUCAGCUUCAAAAACAUGUGCAAGCUCAAACCCCUGCUCAACAAGUGGCUGGAGGAGGCCGAUUCGUCCACAGGCAGCCCGACCAGCAUCGAUAAGAUCGCCGCCCAGGGCAGGAAGAGGAAGAAGAGGACCUCCAUCGAGGUGAGCGUCAAAGGGGCCCUAGAGAGCCACUUCCUCAAGUGCCCCAAACCAUCAGCUCAGGAGAUCACCAACCUGGCCGACAGCCUGCAGCUGGAGAAGGAGGUGGUCCGAGUGUGGUUCUGUAACCGGAGGCAAAAAGAGAAGCGGAUGACCCCACCAGGGAUCCAGCAACAGACGCCAGAUGAUGUCUACUCCCAGGUGGGCAAUGUGGGGGCCGACACGCCGCCCCCUCACCAUGGGAUGCAAACUAGUGUGCAAUGACUGGAAUGGGCACCCACGGGGGGAAGAUGGUCACAUACAGCCCCACUCACCCACAACGCUCUUUUUUACUGACAGAUUCCCCACCACCACCACCACCAUGUCAUUCACCACCUCCAUCUCCUGGCACAUGGGUGGACAUGCCAUUGCACCAAAAACUGCAGAGCGCUCCUUUUAAUAUAUACUCUAUUUUUUAAAAAUCGUUUUUUAUUUGCCUUACCCAAAUUUAAAAAAAAAAAGACAUGCCACUUGACUUCUCUGCCCAGCAAGGGUGCCCACAUCACAUAUAGGGCACAAGAUAAUCAGCUGUCUUCUGCGGCUUUUAUAAAAUAAAAUAAACAAGGUUGCAGUAUUUUUUACCCGUGGUUGUAGGAACUUGCCAGCCCUUUAUGGCUACUAGUCAUAGCCUUUUCCCUGAACAACACAAAAAAAAAAUCAAAUAUUCAGGAACAGAAUGUGCCCUCAUCUCAGCAAGCCAAGCAAUGAAAUAUGCACACAGCACUAAGAAGUGACUUGAAAUACAUUGGAAUACAUUUAUCCUGUGCAAAUAAAGCAGGGUACACACCGAGGAUAGAUGUCCUGCUCUCUGAACUAUUCUACCAGCCACAAGUGUACAGAAAUCAUUUUAAGAUGUCAACAAAAAAAAAAAAUAUCCUAUUUUUCUCGUGGCUCUUUUUAUCCUGAUCCCUCACCCAUGACCCUUGAGAUUUUUUUUUUUUUUUACUCAACCCCCAAAAAAAACUAAAAAAAAAAACGGAUUUAAUUAUUCUAUUUAAAACAUUCAUUUGGACUUCUGUAUCUGCACUUAUCGUGACUACACCUCUUCUAAAGUCCGUUGCCAACUAUGAUCAGAUCAUAUACUGCAUUUUCCAAGCGGUGUUUUUUGGUAGGUUAAAAAAAAAAAAAAAAAAAAAAAACAGACUUAAAGACAGCGGUAAAAAAAAAAAAUAUUAGAUCAAUAACUGAUCUAAAAAUUGCUUUAUAUUUUCAUCAAAUGACUUCUUUUAAUAUUUUAUUCAGAAUACCUAUGAACUUGAUGCAGAACAGUAAUUUAUUUUUUUCCCCAAAAUCUUGUAUUACGUGUUGUUUUUUUAUUUUAUUUUUUUGUUUAUUUUAUUUUUUUGUUUUUGUUUUUUUUCAGACGAGCACAAAAAAACAUUUGAAAAAGAAAUAUGGACAGGUUACAAUGGUCUCUUUUGAUGUGAUCAUUUGAUUGUAAUUUAAUUUUUAGUAGUGGUUUCCGUAAGAGCUGAUUGAGAAAAUAAAUUUGGUAGAACGAUUCAGAUCUGUGUGUGAUACCUAUGAAAAACAAAACAAUGGUGGUACAAGCAGAGCAGCUCCUUGUUAUUGUGUCUGAAUUAUUAAUAAUGGGGGUAAUGUCUGUUGUUUUGUAUUGUAUAAGUUCUAUUUAGUUCACUGCCAGUCUUAAUUGUCCCCUCCAUCCUUAAACGCAAGCCUAGUCCCCAAAUGCCCUUUAUUUAGUAUAAAAUAAUGUGUAUGUGUGGAAACUAUGUUGGCUGCAAUGGAAAUCUCAUAUGGUUUUUUAUUAUGGAUCAGCUAAACACUGAAUAGGGACAUGUUUGUUUAUUAUUUUUUAAUUAUUGAGCAGUCUACAUCCAAGUUAAAAUUUCCAAAUGACCUUUUUAUUUCUCCAUACUGCCACUAAAGAGAUUUUUGUUAUCAUUUUUUUUUUUUUUUUUUUUGCAAAGUGUAUUGAGUGAAUAAUCUAAACAGUUGAUAAUGGUGGGUUUGUGUGUGCCUAGCAAUACCCUAUUCCAGUUGUGUAUAGAAUCAGGACCGAUUGCACUGUUGUCUUUUUUUUUUUUUUUUUGUUAUUUCUCCCCUUUAAAAAAAAAAAAAAAAUGGCAGGGUCUUUAGACAAUCUGUUCCAUACGGGCUUCCAUAAGGUUUUUUUUUUUAUAUUAAUAUCAUUAUUUGCGUAUAGAUAGAUGUAUAGAUGCGCCUUUUCCUGCCACCAUGAAUCCAGCUUUAAAUGGUGUUUUCUAUCCAGCAGAUGCGGCCAUCAUUGGCAGGCCUCUUGUCAUUGCUAGGAAUUGGCAUACAGGCCGAUCUCAUUGUUCUGAGCAGCUUUAUUUUAUCUCUCAGGGUGACAGCAUAAUCCCAAUUUCUAAAAUCCACGGGGAUCUCCAUACACAGCAAUGGACAGGACUACAAUAAUCACACCAGUGCAGUGUAUUAGUGGUGUGUGUGUGUGUGUUGGCGGUCUAUAUGUAUUUUUUUAUUUUUUUUAUUCCAUGUUUUAUUUUCUUAGGGCUAAGCUCCAGUGCAUGAUCUCCCAGCAGUGACACUGUUAGGAUGUGCUCCCUAUUCACACGUGGCCUGCAAUCCCAUUUUUCACACAUGAAGAGUAGAGGGUUAUUGAGACAGGGAGUCCCUUUAUUUGAAUGACUUAGAAGCUGGAUUCAGAUAGAUGUCUUUCUUUUUUUUUUUUUUUUUUUUGUUCUUUUUUUUUGGCUUCGCAUUGUUGCUGUGUUAAAAGAUUUGCGAAUCACACCAGCAUGCCUGUGAUGUGACUAUGGAGUGGUGCUCCUAGCAGAGGUGAUCCUACUUUCACUGAUUCCUGUAGGAAGGUCACACAAUGCUUUUGUAGUGUUACUUUGCAGUAAUGGAAAGGGCAGGGAGCUCCUAGGAAGGCUCUAUGGCUUUUUGACUAUCAAGGUUUUCCAACACAAUAGAUCCCUACUCCUGCUCAUGUAACUGUACUGUGGCUUUGCUGGCAUACAAGCCAAGGUGCCUACCACUGGCUUGUGAUCUAGCCUGCAUUAUCUGCUUAUACUGGAGAAUAAGAGGCUGUUUUAUUCAUGAAGUUUAGAAUUAUGUGGUCAUUCAUUUAAUCAUGUGACUGGAUAAUAAAAAGGACAUCACCGCAUUUUUUUUUAAAAGUGUCAAUUCUCAACUCCUUUAGUAAAUCAGCCUGGAUGUGUGUAUGUGUGAUGGAUCUAUGUGAUCAUCAGCUGGCUAGGUGGUAUCUCUCACCAUGAUGUCCCCCUCCCCCUCCCCUCCAAUCCAUACUGUGUCUGAUAAUGAAUGAUUUGUAAUGACAACUGUAGAGAUUCCUCUACCACAAUUUUUGUGUCUACAGUUUUACCAACAAGUGUAACUUGAUUUCAUAUUUCUUUUAUUUUUAUUUUACAUUUGUUUUUUUUUUGUUCCCUUAAAUUAUAUAUAUUUGUAACCUAUUUAUCUUGUUAAAAGCAUUUUUUUGGUUGUAUUUAUCCGUUUAUUUUCAUAAUAAAAAGGCCCUUUUCGAGCUCAA